AUGGACCUCAAUUCGUUGAAGGACCAGGUUAGCAACCUGAGUCUGUAUGACAUCAAGGCGAGCGUCCGCAAGGUGCAAAAUGCUAUGAUGAACUACACCGAGAUGGAAGCAAAGGUUGGUACCCCUCAUCCGCAGUUUAUUGUCGGAACUUAUGUCCGAGAAGCUACAAACAAUGAACCGUGGGGAGCAUCUUCAACUCUCAUGCAGGAGAUUGCAAAUGGGACACACAGCUACCAGCUGCUCAACGAGAUAAUGCCAAUGAUCUAUAAACGCUUUACGGAGAAGACUGCGGAAGAGUGGCGGCAGAUAUAUAAGGCUUUGCAACUGCUUGAAUUCCUAAUUAAAAACGGCUCAGAACGAGUUGUUGAUGACGCACGAUCUCACAUAUCCCUUUUGCGCAUGCUUCGCCAAUUCCAUUACAUCGACCCUAACGGCAAGGAUCAAGGAAUAAACAUUCGCAACCGCUCUCAAGAACUUGCUAAAUUGCUGGGUGAUGUUGAGAUGAUUCGUUCUGAAAGAAAGAAAGCGAAGGCGAAUAGGAAUAAAUUUGGUGGAUUCGAAGGAGGAAUAGGCGUAGGAGGGAUGUCGUCUGGUGGAUUCUCCGGCGGAGCGGCUGGUAGCUCUCGCUAUGGCGGAUUUGGCAGCGAAGACACACACUACGGAGGUUUCAGCGGAGGAGUGUACGGCGAUGGAGGCGGGUUCAAUGGAAAUACUAGCGAAUUCCAGGAAGCUGGUAGGAGAUCCAACCGAUUUGAGGAGUAUGAUGAGGGUGAAAGCAGUGGAUAUUCGGUACCCUCCCGCCGACCUGAACCAUCGUCAUCCCGAGCAGAAUCGAAAAAAGCGGCUCCUCCAAAGGCCCCAACCCCAGACUUGGUCUCCUUUGGUGAUGAUGACGAACCAGCACCGGCGCCUCCAGCUGCAGCUCCUCCAGCAAAAGCACCAUCCUCUAUAACCAAACCUGCCGGUACAAGUGCCUUGACGGAGCUUACACCCCAAAGCAUGGAUGAUGAUGACUUUGACGACUUCCAAUCGGCUAGCCCUGCCACGCCUGCUACUAGCACGACUAUACAAUCCAAAUUUGGCUCAAUUGUUCCCCCUGGCGCACCAGGUCAAACCCAAUUCGCUGCUCCAAAGCCCAUUUCAGCCGCCCAAGGUGCAAGUCUUAACGGACUGGCUGGCUUCAGAUCUACCCCUCAGACACCAUCUGUUGCAAGUACUAUAUCUCAGGGCUCAAACAUGGGACCACUUUCACCAUCUACCCAGUCCCAGCCGCCUAAGCCAACUAGCUACCAAGCCUCACAGCCAAACUAUUUCACAUCCGUCCCCAUCCCUCAAUCAAAGCCUUCGGAACCUUCGACGAAAUCCACCAUCAAAUCCCCAACUGCAAGCUCCUCGAAAUCGGGUGGCGAUGCUUUCGGGAGCCUAUGGUCCUCCGCUAGUGCCAGUGCUGGUAUCAAGUCAACAACUCAAACUCAGAGUAAGGGGCCAAACCUCGCCAGCAUGGCUAAGGAGAAGGCCAGCGCUGGCAUAUGGGGGGCACCCAGCUCCAAUGGGUCCCCUCAAAGCUUUGGUGGAAGUCCCAGCUCCCAGCAGCAGAAUAAGCCUAGCGGGGGGAGUGCACUAGAUGAUCUCCUGGGUUAA
Arthroderma uncinatum is the source of this 1641-nucleotide messenger RNA. RefSeq names its product ENTH domain-containing protein c. Gene Ontology annotation, molecular function: phospholipid binding; clathrin binding. The transcript is spliced from 5 exons. The record is from RefSeq and is a predicted model, not a curated record. Gene Ontology annotation, cellular component: clathrin vesicle coat; plasma membrane; endosome. Lineage: Eukaryota; Fungi; Ascomycota; Eurotiomycetes; Onygenales; Arthrodermataceae. The coding region runs from base 1 to 1641 and encodes 546 amino acids. Gene Ontology annotation, biological process: endocytosis; Golgi to endosome transport.